CAAAUCAGCAAUCCCCUUUUAGCUUUUUUCCCCUACCGCCCUCCCAACAUUCAACGCAACUGGGUCACAGUGUUCUUCAGACCUCUACACCUUGCUCUUGAGCAUAGUUUCUCUCUUCUCUUCUUCAUUUUGCCAGUAUGCUUGACAUUACUGACUUCAUCACCGACCGUGGUGGAAAUCCAAAUAAAAUUAAAGAGAGCCAGCGGAAACGGUUUGCUCCGGAGAGUGCAGUAGAUGAAGUUAUCACUUUAUAUGAGGAAGCGCGCAGAGCACGAUAUGAGGUGGGGCAAAUCGGCUCCCAAGUCAAUGCUAUCCUCAAAGAGAUCGGGAAAAAAAAGAAGAACAAGGAAGAUGCGAACGAUCUGAUUGAGCAAAAGGCCAACUUGGAGAAGUCCAAGAAAGAGGCGGAGGAACUUGCUGUUGGAAAAGAAAGCCAGAGAGACCGGAAAAUCCGGACUAUUGGAAACUACGUUCACGAAUCUGUUCCUGUGAGCAACAACGAGGAUGACAACGUUGUGGCCAAGAAGUGGUCACCUGAAGAUGUGGCCGUAGAGAAGCGUGAUUGUCUCUCUCAUCAUGAAGUUCUCACCCGCUUAGAUGGGUACGACCCAGACCGCGGUGUCAAAAUUGUUGGCCAUCGUGGCUAUUGCUUGACCGGCUAUGGCCUCUUUCUGAACCUCGCCCUCAUAAACUACGGCCUUGAAUUUCUUUGGUCAAAGGGUUACAAGCCUAACCAGCCGCCUCAAUUUAUGCUUAGGGACCUAAUGGCGAAAACUGCCCAGUUAGAGCAAUUUGACGAGGAGCUAUACAAGGUCACCGAGAGCGAGGACAAAUCAACCGACAAAUAUCUCAUUGCCACUUCUGAACAGCCGUUGUCGGCAUUACAUGAUGGAGAGUGGCUUCAGGAUAAAGAUCUUCCGAUUAAGUAUGCUGGCUACAGUACAUGCUACCGGAAAGAAGCAGGUUCUCAUGGCAAAGACGCCUGGGGAAUUUUCCGUGUCCAUCAAUUUGAGAAGAUUGAGCAAUUCGUUUUGACCAAACCCGAGAAUUCAUGGGAAGCUUUCGACGAGAUGACGGCUAUCUCGGAACAGUUUUACCAAUCCUUGGGUCUCCCUUACCAAAUUGUCUCCAUAGUAUCGGGUGCUCUCAACAAUGCGGCAUCCAAGAAAUAUGAUCUGGAGGCUUGGUUUCCUUUCCAAGGCGAGUAUAAGGAACUGGUUUCGUGCUCCAAUUGCACCGAUUACCAAGCAAGAGCUCUGGAGAUUCGCCAUGGCACUAAGAAAGCUACCGAUGUGAAAAAGUCCUAUGUGCAUGCUCUCAACGCUACGUUAUGUGCCACCGAGCGUACGCUUUGCUGUAUCCUCGAGAACUAUCAGAAAGAGGACGGUUUUGUGGUCCCAGAGCCUUUGAGAAAAUAUAUUCCCGGAGCCCCCGAAUUUCUACCUUUCACUAAAGAGCUUCCCAAGGAUACUACUUCACAAAAGGCCAAGGGGAAGCAGGCAUCCAAAGCUCCAGGCAGCGCAGAGCAGACCACGAAGAAAAUGCAAAAUCUUCAGGUGUAAGCGCUCUAUGUGAAUCGAUUUCUGUGUGCAUGGUUUGGUGAUUUGGGCGGUCGUUGUCACAGCAUGUACAUAUUCCUAUCUUUUCUGCUUUGUCAAAAAAAA
Messenger RNA from Aspergillus glaucus CBS 516.65, 1664 nucleotides. Its product is annotated as serine--tRNA ligase SES1. Lineage: Eukaryota; Fungi; Ascomycota; Eurotiomycetes; Eurotiales; Aspergillaceae. The record is from RefSeq and is a predicted model, not a curated record. Gene Ontology annotation, biological process: seryl-tRNA aminoacylation. The coding region runs from base 138 to 1562 and encodes 474 amino acids. Gene Ontology annotation, molecular function: serine-tRNA ligase activity; tRNA binding; ATP binding. The transcript has 7 exons. Gene Ontology annotation, cellular component: cytosol.